UCCCAUUCGCUUCCCCGAUGGGCCGAAAGCAGCGAACCCACGCGCCAAACCCUACUCCGCCUCCGCCCCCGUCCGACGGCCAACGCCGGCCGGCGGGGGGUGGCGGGGGCAGCGAUGAUGCCGCCGUGCGCGCCGAGGUCGAGAAGGCUCUCGCCUGCCUGCAGCGCGGGAGCCACGCGCGGGCGCUGCGGCUCAUGAAGGACGCCGUCGCGCGCCACGGCGAGGGGUCGUCGCCGCUCCUCCUCCGCGCGCACGGCACCGUGCACGCCCGCGCCGCCGCCGUCCUUGACGACCCCGCCGCCCGCGAGCGCCACCAUCGGGCGGCCCUCCAGGCGGCCCGCCGCGCCGUUGAGCUCGCGCCGGACUCCGUCGAACUCGCCCAUUUCCGAGCCAUGCUGCUAUAUGACGCCGCCCCCGACGCCCGCGCCUACGAGGACGUCGUCUCCGAGUGCGAGCGUGGGCUCAACAUCGAGGCCCCCUCCGACCCGGCGCCCCACUCCCUAACUCUGCCCUCCUCCGACGUCGAGCAGGUCCAAUCCAAGCUCCGCAACCUGAUCCAGAAGGCCAACCUCGCCUCCAUCUCCACGUGGGUCAAGACCCUGGGUGGCGCUGGGGAGGACAAGCUUCGCUUGAUCCCUGUGCGCCGCCUGGCUGAGGAACCCAUGGAGGCCCGCCUUGUCCCCACGAUAGCCCCCCCACGCCGGCCAAACGAGAUCAAGAAGGCCACAAAGACCCCCAAGGAGCGCCGCCAGGAGAUCGAGGUACGUCUCGCUGCGAUGAGGCUGCUACAGCAGCAGAAGCAGCAGGACGAUGCUGCCAUCUCUGCCACCUCCCCAUCUUCGCAGUCUCAGGGAGAUGAGCCCCCCUCCUCGUCCUCUCAGUCAUCGGCGGGUGGACAUCGUGCUGAACGGAGAAAGGGCGGGUCCAGAAAGGCCACAAUUUCAUCAGCGUCUGAUCGUAUGGAUCAGGUGCGUGCGUUCUGGAGCACAAUAUCUGUGGAGCGGAGGCUUGCGUUCUUAAACACUAGCAUUUCUGAGCUCAAGUCGCACUAUGCUGCUGCAAUGCAUAAGGAGAAAGAUGCUGCUAAUGCAGCAUCUGAAGUGCUUAAUGAGGUGCUACGGUUUGCCACUAAGAACGGCAAGUGGGAGUUCUGGGUAUGUGGCCGGUGUGGGAAGCGGUUCGCAGAUGUGGAGUCACAUCAGUGGCAUGCGUUGCAGGAGCAUAUUGGUGUACUCUCACCUAGGCUGCAGGAUAUGGUGCCGCAGGAGAUUGAUGCUGACUGGGCAGCAAUGCUCAUUGGUUGGAACUGGAAGCCGUUGGAUGCUACUGCAGCACUGAAAGUGCUUGAGGAAGAGCAAGCCGACAAUCUUGGCCCAGAUAGGGACAAGGAUUCGAUGUCGUCAGAUAAUUGGAGUAACAAAGACAAAUCGGACAUGUCAGAAUCCUCAGCGUCACCACACAACGAGGAGUGUGAUAGUUUUGGAGUGGUGAUGAGGGAAGGUGACCGUAACUGGCCCCUAUCUGAUGAUGGCGAAAGAGCAAAGAUUUUAGAGCGGAUUCAUUCGUUGUUCCAAAUCCUUGUGAAAAACAAGAAUCUUUCAGUGAGCAAUCUGAACAGGGUGAUACAAUUUGCUAUAGAGGAACUCAGGGGGAUGCCUUCUGGGUCACUGCUGCUUAAUCACUCGCUGGAUGAGUCACCACUUAGCAUUUGCUUUUUGGAGGCAGCAUCACUGCAGAAGGUACUCAAAUUCUUGCAGGACUUAUUGCAGUCCUCUGGACUUAAUAGGCAUUUAGAGAAGGAUGAAGGACUAAGUGAUGGGGAAAGUUUCCCAAAAGAUCAUGAUAUACUGGAGAAGGUUACACUAAAUUCUGAGUCAUCGGAACUGAUCCUUGAUGGGCAGAGUUUUGGUGGGAAGUUUGACCCUGAGAAUGUUGAUACCGAUGCACUGCUUUCAUGGCUGUAUUCUGGAUCUUCAAUUGGAGAGCAGCUGUUGGGUUGGAAUCGUAUGCUUGACAAAAGGAGAAAUCAGGGCAUGGACCUUCUUCGGGCUCUUGAGAGGGAGUUCAACAACUUGCAGAACUUAUGUGAGCGGAAGCAUGAACAGCUGAGCAAUGAGGAGGGCUUACUUGCCGUAGAGAACCUCUUUUUUGAAGAACAAAGGCGAAGGGAGCACGUGGGGCGGUACGCAUUACAGGGGUACGAGGAGCUCCUCAGGCAGCGGCAGGAGGAGUUGUUAGAGCGCAAUGCUGAGGAGCUGUUUAAUGGUAGCAGAUCUGAGUUAGAUACAAUCUCCGCUAUUUUGAAGGAAGUUCACACAUCACACUUUGGUUAUGAUGAGGCCUUUUCUGGCAUUGCCCCACGCUUGUGUGACUUUGAUGGGGCGGAAGAAGAUGAAUGGAGGCUGCAUGAUUUUGGACAUCCAAAUGAUUCGGUGGUACUGAUGGUUGUUUCAAAAAUGAAGGAACAAAUUACUAUUGAGCUUGGCAAGAUAGAUGCUAGGAUUAUGCGGAAUGUAGCUGUGAUGCAGCAAUUGGAGCACAAGCUUGGACCUGCUUCUGCUCUUGAUUAUCGAACUAUUCUUCUUCCCGUUAUGAAAUCUUUCUUGCAAAGCCAUUUGGAAGAACUGGUGGACAAGGAUGCCAGAGAGAGGUCUGAUGCUGCAAGGGAAGCCUUCUUGGCUGAACUCGCCUUGGAUGCUGAGAAGAAUGCGAGCAAAGGAGGUGACAUGAAACAAUCAACUGAGAAAUCGAAGGACAAGAAGAAGUUCAAGGAUUCUAGGAGAUCUAAGGAGCUCAAGGAUUCGAGUUCGGGCAAUCAGUAUCUUUCUCGCCAGGACAGUGCAGAUGAGGAAAGGACAGAGCAGUUUCAAAUUCUUGCUGAUUGUGAUGAUUUGGAUUGCAAACUUUCAACAAGUGAUGAUUACUGUAAUGAACAAGAGGAAGAACUUAGGCGUAGGGUACAACUUGAAGCAGAGGAAAGAAAGCUGGAAGAGACUCUGGAAUAUCAAAGGCGGAUAGAGGAGGAAGCAAAGCAGAAGCAUCAUGCAGAACAGUUUAGAAGUACCUAUGCAUCUUCUGUUAUUGGGACAGCUGGUCUUUCAAAUACUGUGAAUUUAAACAGGGGCCAUGAUAGCCAUGCAAGUGCACCCAAUAACUCUUCGCCUGCUUUUCUAGAAGGCAUAAAGUUUGGUGAUUUUCGCUUUUCUGAAGUUCCUUUGCGAGAAGAACACCCUAAAUCUGGACUGUGUGGCAUGAAUCUGCAAAACACUGAGAACAAUUUUAGCGAGAAACAUACUGGAUUGGGCUCUCCUGGGGCACAGGCAUUAACCAGCAGUGAUACGGAUGUCUCUAAGUUAACAUUGAAAAUGAAUGGGAUUUGGAAAAAUGCACAACAUAUCAAGCCUAUGGGCAAUCCCAGCAUCAAAAGGCCUAAGAAAAGUACUAGUGAAGCACAAAAGAAAUACGUCCAAGGUGUGCCCGGUGCUAUUUAUGAUGAUGAUGAUAGGGCAUCUGGUCCACAGUUUGGUAUGCCAGCUCCUAGAUGGAGCAGUUCUGGUAAAGUAACUCACUUUGCAAAUCACGGCUAUCAGGAUGGAAAACAGAAUCAGCUACAUGUGUUGCCUUCAGAUGAUCCACAAUUUGUUCAUAAAGGUCACUCUUCAGGAACAGAGAAGCCAAAUUUUGAGAAAGUUAACAGUGGUGUCAAGCCAUCAGCAGCUCUCUGCAUUGAGGAUGAUUUUGAUAAAAGGUUCCAAGAAGACCUUGAUGAGGCUGUGCGCCAAAGCCUUGGUUAUGAUGCUUCUCCUGCUGAUACAACAAGCACUCCAAAUGGGAAAGAAGUGUAUGGGGCUGGCCUUAAAAAUGCUGCUGGUGAAUACAAUUGUUUCUUGAAUGUGAUUAUUCAGUCAUUAUGGCAUAUAAGGCGGUUUCGAGAUGAGUUCCUUAAAACAUCAUCACUGCAUAAGCAUGUUGAAGAUCCUUGUGCUGUCUGUGCAUUAUAUGAUGUCUUCAUUGACUUGAGCAAAGCAUCCAAGGGUCAAGGAGAAGCUGUUGCACCUACUUCACUGAGGAUCGCUUUGAGCAAAUCGUACCCGAACAGCAAAUUCUUUCAGGAGGGACAAAUGAAUGAUGCAUCUGAGGUACUGGGGGUAAUCUUUGAGUGCCUGCAUAAGUCAUACACUUCCCGUGCUGUCUGCCAUGGUAAUUCUCAUGAGAAGAAUUAUGUCGGAUCAUGGGAUUGUGCAAAUAGUUCUUGCAUAGCACACAGCUUUUUUGGAAUGGACGUAUAUGAACGGAUGAACUGUCACAGUUGUAAAUUGGAGUCUAGACGGCUCAAAUAUACUUCAUUUUUCUACAAUAUCAAUGCUAGUUCGCUCCGAACUGCAAAGAUGAUGUGUCCAGAUUAUUCAUUUGAUGGACUUUUGAAGGUUGUCAUUAUGAAUGACCAACUAGCUUGUGAUCAAGAUGUUGGCGGCUGUGGAAAACCCAAUCAUAUACACCAAAUUCUUUCUAGUCCUCCGCAUGUUUUUACAGUCGUUUUGGGAUGGCAGAACAACAAAGAGAGCGUGGAUGACAUAUCUGCAACUUUGGAUGGUAUUUCCACUGAGAUAGACAUUAGCAUUUUCUACCGCGGUCUAGAUCAAGGAAGCAAACACACUCUGGUGUCAGUGGUUUGUUACUACGGGCAACACUAUCAUUGCUUUGCUUUCAAGGAUGGACGGUGGGCCAUGUAUGAUGACCAGACAGUUAAGGUUAUUGGUAGCUGGUUUGAUGUGAUCGUGAUGUGUGAGAAGGGGCAUUUGCAACCGCAAGUGCUUUUCUUUGAGGCUGCAAAUUAAUUAUUCUUCAGAGUCAAAGAAUGCUGUGCGGUGGUUAACAUGCCCCUCAGAUAUAGGUUUUUCCGUGUGGUUGUGAAGAUUAGAAAUAGAGUAGCAAUUUCGUUGAGUGGGGGGAUAGAACAGUAUUCAAUAGCUGCAUUAGUUUGAGCUUUUGUCAAGCCCUUCUUAAUAAAGUCAUCUGAGCAUCCUAGGGCAAAAAAAGAGCUGUUUAUCUUUUUUUUUGCGUUUGUUUUUUCGUUAACUUGUGGUAUAUGUUGCUGAACUUCUGAUCCUUAAUCUGCCAAAUAAGAUUUUGCUGUCGAGCAAGUGGGUGGGUCAUUCGGCCUGUGCUGCCAUCGAGGGAUUGGAACAAUGAAAUAGUGUAGCUGAAUUUAUUUGGAGCUCUUCAUUUUGCACCAACGAUGUAUAGAAUUUUGGACAUACAAUGUGAAGGCUGGUAUAGGAGUGUGUGUUUUGCUGCUGGAAGGUUUCAAAGGGGGGAGGGGAAAAAAUGUGGUGUGAACUGUAUUUAUUUGUCGAGAAGUGUCGGGAAAAGAAAUGCCAUUUGGAAUAUGGUACCAACGUUGGGAGGAUGUAUCAUUUCAAGAAAUUUGUAAAGCAUGAGGCUAAGAGGAAAUGCUCGAUAAGAUUAUGUGAGAUGGUUGUAGCGACGAAUAGCGGAAACCUUAUCGCUGCUGUUGGUACUCUUAACCAUUUUGUAACAGCGGCAAAAAAAAUGCUGUCGCUGUCGUUGAUCUUUCA
Messenger RNA from Phragmites australis (common reed), 5579 nucleotides. RefSeq lists its product as uncharacterized. The transcript has 14 exons. Bases 18 to 4838 code for a protein of 1606 amino acids. Lineage: Eukaryota; Viridiplantae; Streptophyta; Magnoliopsida; Poales; Poaceae. The record is from RefSeq and is a predicted model, not a curated record. Gene Ontology annotation, molecular function: cysteine-type deubiquitinase activity; protein binding. Gene Ontology annotation, biological process: protein deubiquitination.